GUCUUCCAGAAGCGGAUGGCCGAGUCGGGCCGCCUGAGCGAGGCGGAGAUGGCGCUCAUCUUCGUGAACUGGAAGGAGAUCAUCGCGUCCAACGCGAAGCUGCUCAGGGCGCUGCGGGUGCGGAAGAAGACGGGGGGCGAGAAGAUGCCGGUGCAGAUGGUGGGGGACAUCGUGGCGGCCGAGCUGGCCCACAUGCAGGCCUACAUCCGCUUCUGCAGCUGCCAGCUCAACGGGGCGGCCCUGCUGCAGCACAAGACGGACGAGGACCCCGACUUCAAGGAGUUCCUCAAGAGGCUGGCGUGUGACCCUCGGUGCCAAGGCAUGCCGCUGUCCAGCUUCCUGCUGAAGCCCAUGCAGAGGAUCACGCGCUACCCGCUGCUCAUCAAGAACAUCCUGGAGAACACCCCAGAGAGCCACGUGGACCACUCGGCCCUGAAGCUCGCCCUGGAGCGCGCCGAGGAGCUCUGCUCGCAGGUCAACGAAGGGGUCCGUGAGAAGGAGAACUCGGAUCGGCUCGAGUGGAUCCAGGCCCACGUCCAGUGCGAAGGCCUCGCCGAGCAACUCGUCUUCAACUCGCUGACCAACUGCUUGGGCCCGCGCAAGCUGCUGCACUGCGGGAGGCUGUACAAGGCCAAAAGCAACAAGGAGCUCUUCGGCUUCCUCUUCACCGACUUCCUGCUGCUCACCCACAGCAGCCGGCCCUUCCCCACCCCCACCGGCCUCGACCGCCUCUUCAGCGCCAAGUCCGGCGUCCAGUUCAAGAUGUACAAGACGCCCAUCUUCCUGAAUGAGGUCCUGGUCAAGCUGCCCACCGACCCGUCCAGCGACGAGCCCCUCUUCUACAUCUCCCACAUCGACCGUGUCUACACGCUGCGCGUAGACAACAUCAACGAGAGGACGGCCUGGGUUCAGAAGAUCAAGGGGGCUUCGGAGCAGUACAUCGAGACGGAAAAGAAGAGGCGGGAGAAGGCCUAUCAGG
This is a messenger RNA of Gracilinanus agilis (Agile Gracile Mouse Opossum), 979 nucleotides long. RefSeq names its product intersectin-2-like. The transcript has 7 exons. The annotation marks the transcript as partial. Gene Ontology annotation, biological process: intracellular signal transduction; positive regulation of Rho protein signal transduction. The record is from RefSeq and is a predicted model, not a curated record. NCBI's taxonomy places the organism in Eukaryota, Metazoa, Chordata, Mammalia, Didelphimorphia, Didelphidae. Gene Ontology annotation, molecular function: guanyl-nucleotide exchange factor activity.